Molecule: messenger RNA, 1748 nt
Organism: Morus notabilis
Lineage: Eukaryota; Viridiplantae; Streptophyta; Magnoliopsida; Rosales; Moraceae
Product: probable flavin-containing monooxygenase 1
Exons: 5
Coding region: 38-1669 (543 amino acids)
Molecular function (GO): NADP binding; flavin adenine dinucleotide binding; N,N-dimethylaniline monooxygenase activity
Source: RefSeq, a predicted model, not a curated record
CUAGCUAAGCCAUCUUAUAUUGCAUUUGUGAGCUAACAUGGCUGCAAGUUACAAGCAAAACCAGCUUAAGAUAGUGUCCAAAGUAGGGAUAAUCGGGGCCGGUAUUAGCGGAAUUGCGGCCGCUAAACAGCUUUUGAGUCACAACCCUGUGGUCUUUGAGGCCACGGAUUCGAUCGGAGGUGUUUGGAAACACUGCUCCUACAAUUCCACCAAACUCCAAACCCCUCGAUGCGAUUUCGAGUUCUCCGAUUAUCCAUGGCCGGACAGGGAAAAUUCAAGCUUCCCUUCUCACCUUGAGGUCUUGGAUUACCUGUACGGCUAUGCCAAACACUUUGAUGUGUUGAAACACAUUAAGUUCAACUCUAAGGUUGUCGAAAUUCGGUACGUUGGUCAUGAACAUUCUCAAAAUAUGUUGGAAGUUGAUCAUGUGAAGGACUUGAAGCCAUACGGAGAUCAGAACUAUGGGCAUCUAUUGCAAGGCCGUCCUGUUUGGGAGGUUGCUGUUCAUCACACAUCCGACCAAUCCGAUACUGUUCAGUGGUAUGCAUUUGAGCUUCUGGUAGUAUGUAUUGGUAAAUACGGAGACAUCCCAAGAACACUGCCAACUUAUAACUCUUCCAAUAGUAAUAUUGGACGUGAAGUAUUUUGCGGAAAGGUUUUGCAUGCCAUGGAUUACUCUAAGCUCGAUAAAGAAGCUGCUCGUUUGCUGCUAAAAGGAAAGAAGGUCGCAAUCGUUGGCUACAAGAAAUCAGCCAUCGAUUUAGCUAUGGAGUGUGCAGAGGCAAACCAAGGACCUGACGGGCAACCAUGCACAAUGGUGAUAAGGACUCUUCAUUGGACCGUUCCAUCAUAUUGGAUAUGGGGAUUGCCGUUUUUCUUGUUUUAUUCAACAAGGUCUUCUCAAUUUCUCCACGAAAGGCCAAACCAAAGCUUGUUCGGAGCACUUUUGUGCCUGCUUUUUUCUCCCUUGAGGAGGGCAAUUUCCAAGUUCAUAGAGUUAUACUUGGUGUGGAAACAUCCACUAAUGAAGUAUGGACUAAAGCCAGAUCAUCCCUUUGAGGAGGACUAUGCUUCAUGCCAAAUGGCAAUAUUGCCUGAGAAUUUCUUUCGUGAGGCAGACAAGGGGAAAAUAAUGUUCAAAAGGACAUCAAAAUGGUGGUUUUGGAGUGGAGGAAUUGAAUUUGAAGACCACACAAAACUAGAAGCUGAUAUUGUGCUUCUUUGUACUGGUUAUGAUGGGAAAAAGAAGCUUCAAAAUUUACUGCCUCGGCCGUUUAGUAGUCUCGUUGUGGACUCUACAGGAGUCAUGCCCUUGUACAGGGGCACUAUUCACCCAUUGAUUCCCAACAUGGCAUUUGUGGGUUACAUAGAGAGCGUCUCCAACCUUCACACGGCAGAGCUGCGCUGCAAAUGGCUGGCAAGGCUUGCCGACGACAAGUUCAAGCUUCCAAGUGUCGAAAAAAUGCUUCAACAAAUAACCAAGGAAUUUCAGAUUAUGAAGAGGACGACCAGGUUCUACAAGAGACAUUGCAUUUCCACUUUCAGUAUCAACCACAGCGAUGAGAUAUGCCGUGAGAUGGGAUGGGCUUCUUGGAGAAAGACUAACUGGUUUCUAGAAGCUUUUAGCCCUUAUAGCAGCCAAGACUACCGUGAAAAGGAGAUCAAAUAAAUCGACGAUUUAUAUUUAAUUAUCCUUUGACAUGGCUUAAAAGCUGUCACUAUUAAUCAAUGAAUAUUAAUAAAUAAUA